Molecule: messenger RNA, 1819 nt
Organism: Cyprinodon tularosa
Lineage: Eukaryota; Metazoa; Chordata; Actinopteri; Cyprinodontiformes; Cyprinodontidae
Gene: shld3
Exons: 3
Coding region: 228-980 (250 amino acids)
Biological process (GO): positive regulation of double-strand break repair via nonhomologous end joining; negative regulation of double-strand break repair via homologous recombination; positive regulation of isotype switching
Source: RefSeq, a predicted model, not a curated record
AAGAAGAACUUUCAGGUUUGCCCUUUGCUCUUUAGCUUCAUCAUGGCGCCGCUUUCUGCUUGUUUCUUCCUCUGAGUCCAGUUAAUGCGAAGCUCUGAUAAAUGGCUCUUAUUUUCUAACAUGAGGUUUUUAUCUUUACUGUGUGGUUUUGGCUCAUAGCUGCUGUCAUGAGGAAGAGGAAGAAGAAGACUUUGGUUCCGUCUCUUCUGUGAUCUCCAUCCGUCUGGAUGGAUGAUGUGGUUCUGCACUACCAGCCUGGUUCAGCUGUCAGGCUCUCCUGCCUGUUGGAGCAGACAGAGAAGCUUCUGGAGCCCUUUACCUGCCGGCCUCCUCCUGUCUUCAGCCCCUGGUUCCCCACCGUCGCCGCAGAGCACCGGCUGCCCAUCAGGCCGGCCAAACCAGCUCCUCAGAUCACCUCUGCUGGUGUCACACUGACAACGACGACAGCUACAGAAAAUAAAUUACAAACAGGAAACCCUAUCAUCUCUGCAGAGACACAACCUGAACAGACAGAAGAGCCUCUCUGCAUCACAGAAACUCCCAACCACCUCCUGCCGGUUCGAUCAACCCCAGCUGUAUCUCCUAGAGAACAUCCAGGGACAGAGGGAGACGGGUCACCGGUUCGACGCUCCUGGAGCGUCUUCACGCAGAAAGGAGUCCUGCUGCAGAAGUCCUUGUCCAAACAUUUCCAUCGCCUGGUGUCCGUCCACAGGCUCCACCUCCGCCAGCGGGCCAAGUGGGUGAUUACACAGCAGAACUGCAGAGAUGUGGAGAAGGUGUGGCGCUCCCUGAGCCGAUCCGUACGCAGCUCCGGGUUUCCACCAUGCAACGCCAACAUCCGGCGGGAGCAGGCAGAGAUCUGGGUGUUCUGCGACGUUCUGUACUCGGAGCAGGUGGGGCGUCUGCUGAAGGACGAGCUGCAGCUGUCGGGCCGGAUCCACCUGUCUGUCCACAAACUGGGAACCAUCUUCAGCAUGUAGACGGUGUCUGCAUUGAACGGUGUCACCUCCAGGGGGCAGUAGACAGAGUUUUUAAGAGGUUCCACUGGUAUUAAAGGUAGAACAUGUGGUGUGGCAGCCUAAUCUGUGGAGAUGUUCCCUACUGAUGCUGGAUUCAUGUCUCACUGAAACGUCAACGUUGAGUUUGAUCAAAUGAUGGUGAUGCAUGAUGAGAGGAAAACAAGUGUCACAAAAAACCACGAAUGAUUAAUGAUCAAGACGAUCCAAUGAAAUGGAACUUUGGUUAAAUGUUAUUUUAACAUUUAAAGUGAUCAACAACUGGAAGUUCAUCUCUCACCAAACAAUAAAUGAGUUUAUCCUGACAGAAUGGAUGAGAUCCUCGGUGCGAGCAGCUGAAAAUGUCUUCCUCUGUAGCGAGACGAGGACCUGGACGCAUUUCCACUGUAACCUGACUCUGGAUGAGUAGAUUGAAGCCUGCAUGAAGGAAGACUUUCAGUUAGAUGUCAGUUUUCUCUCCUGAUCCACCCUUUUUUAACCCAAAUCUCUGAUUAUAAACUGGAUGCUUUUCCAAAUUUACAAUUCAUGUUUUAACUUUUUUACCGUUUACAAUUUAAAUGUGAAAAUGUUUUUUAUAUCAGGAACAUGUCGGGCUAUGAAUUGUUUUUUUUAUUCCUCAUGUAUGAAUAUUUAAAGCUUUUAAACGAAUCUGUUUUACUAUUAAUGAGCUGAGAUGGGGGUUGAACCCUCAGACUGGCUUCAUAUUUUUAUGAUGAAUUCCAGGAUUUGUGGUUUUAAUAUUAAACAUGAGGUUUUACUGUUUGCAUGUCUGUCUCUUGUAAAUAAACGACCUUGUUUUUAAA